Messenger RNA from Peronospora belbahrii, 1761 nucleotides. Lineage: Eukaryota; Oomycota; Peronosporomycetes; Peronosporales; Peronosporaceae. The record is from the annotation of a GenBank genome assembly.
AUGUUCACGUUGUUGGAGUUUGUUCUUCGCCAGUAUCCUAGUGUACAAGAUUUUGAGAUCUCCUCUAGAGCUAUCUCCGAGUGUAUCGAGCUCUCACCGAUCCUCUCGCUUGCUCCAGCAUGCACUUUUGGCUCCAUCUUGCUACUGGAUCGAAUUUGGGCUUUGAGCUGUAAUAGUGCUGCCGAUAGGCCCUCUCACUGGUCUUUAACGAACUUUUUGCAGUCGGAUACCUUUUAUUAUCGCUGGCAGUUCUCCAAGUCGUUGGAGGUGGCUGCUGCAAGAGGAGAUUUGGCGAUGGUAAAGUGGUUGUUCGCGCAUUUCUCGGGAUGUGAAACUACUUUUAGAGUUGUUGAAUCUGCAGCUGAGAACGGAUGCACCCCAGUUUUAGAGUAUUUGAUGACUCAGAAUGCAAAGUUUUGGAGUGAAGAAUCGUCAAGCGUAGGGAACAUGAAGCUUGUGGCUAACCAAGACAAAGUAUUGUCCCAAUCCGAAAAGAAUGUGGUUCAUUGGCACCAUCGUGCUAUUGUAGUGGCUGCCACGAGGGGACAUUUUGAUACCGUCCGAUGGCUGCACAAGAAUCUACUUUGCCAUUAUGGAUGUGAGGAAGAAACAAUGUUGGUAAUUGAGAGGACCCACGCCAUAGCUUUGGAUGUGGAAGAGUUCGAAUUAGCUGAGCUUUUGAUUCCUCAAGGCAAAAAGCCUUCCGAUUGUACUACAUACAGCCGACAAUCCGUUAAAAUAGAGAUGACUCCGGAAAACCCUUGUCUUCGUUGGGAUGUAAACAGAGCAGUCCAAGCAGUUAAGGAUCUAGCAUCUUCGGAUUGUCUCGAUCUCAUGCAACAAAUAGCAAUGCUACACUCUCCAUUGCCACCAAUUCAAGCUACGUGGCUCCUUGAUUGGCGUGGAGCGUUUAUAAAUGCUUGUGGGCGAGGUGAUUUUCCAAUGAUGAAUUGGUUAAUGGAAUACCCAAUAGGACGUGAAGCAUUUCUUGUCAACACUGGGUUGUACUUCCGUCCGCUUUGCGCAGCAGCACAAGGAAAUCAAAUCGAGGUGAUUCAUUAUCUCUAUAAAAAGGGGUGUUGCGAUCUACAUGGAGAUGCUUUGCGGCUGACAAUGCAACAUGUAUCCUUGAGCACUGUGAAGUGUCUUGUCGGGUACAUGCGAAGGAUGCCUCAGCUUAAAGCAAACGACAUCAUACAUGAAGCCACAAAGCAUGGGCGCUUGGAUGUGUUGCAGUAUUUCUACAACAGGAGUACAUUUUUCCAUAAAGCGCUGACAAGCUCGUUGCAGUCUCCUAACGCGAUGACUGUCGCUGCCAGACACGGACAUUUGGAGCUCCUGAAAUGGCUUUUUCGCAAUGCUUGUGGGAAGUACUCGACGGAGGUUAUGAAUGUAGCUGUUCGAUAUGGCCAUUUGCGAAUUGUGCAGUGGCUCCAUGUUCGUCAAUCAAAGAGCUGUACAUCUGAUGCGAUGGAAAUUGCUGCUUAUAAUGGCCAUUUGGAGAUAUUAAAGUGGCUAUACGCCAACAGAAGCGAAAGCUGUUCAUCUUUAGCGAUCGAAUAUGCUGUAAAGCAAGGCCAUCUUCGAAUCGCUUUUUGGCUUCACAAUAAUGUUCGUCAAAAGAAGUCGUUAUCACUGUAUGUGAAAGGAAAUGCACGAUCCGCGUUUGAUAUGGUGCUCUUCUUACGCAAGUACUAUCCUACUUCUGUUCAGAAUAGUUGCCCCAUUGCUAUCUCACACCAAUGUGUGGUGUUUAUAUGA